AUGCAGUUCAUCAUUAAUAAUUGGAAGUCACGUGUGGGAGGACCAGUUGAUGCGAGCGCAUUCCUCAAAUCGUUGCGAUCAUCACGCUCACCUGCGAAGGAAAAGGAAAUACUAAUUGAUUUAUUUGAUGACUGGGACGUUCUCACAAACACUUGGUUUGAGGUUGCCGACUGCGCCAGUUUUAUUGAAGAACUAGCUGAAGAUAAGUCGUUUCCUGCUCGACAGAAAGCCGCAUUAUUGGCUUCCAAGGUCGCGUUCUGCUUGGAGGACUACGAGAAUGCCCUAAACUUCGCCUUAGCUGCUGACACCCAUUUCAAACUUACUCCUAGGCCAAAGUCAAAAACUGUUGGGGAAAAAGAUGAUGAGUACGUCAACAAGAUAAUUGAAAUUGCCAUUGACGCCUACAAGAACGUGAAAAAUAGUGAAGGAAGAACGGACGCUCGUUUGGAGGCUUUAAUUAAUAGGAUAUUUCAGCGGAAUUUAGAUAAGAACGAGCUCCUGUAUGUUAUUGGACUUGCUCUCGACACUCGUCGUAUUGAUAUGGUCGAAAAGGCGAUAAUCAAAUGCACGGAAUCACAUGUAUUACUUCUGGAAACUAUCCACAAGGUCACCAAUGCCAAGGUGGAUGUGCAAUUACGUGCACAGUUGCUUGACGUACUUGUGCGAUUAUUUACAAGUAACAAGCAUGCUGAUUUCGUGGCAAUUUGCCAAUGUUUGGUGAAGUUGAAUCGCCCGGAAGAUAUUGGGAAGCUGCUAGACAGACUUAUGUUACGUGAGAAUGGAGAUCUCAUCGCUUAUCAGAUUGCGUUUGAUUUGUAUGAAAAUGCUUCCCAGCAAUUCAAUACACAGGUGCUGAACGCGUAUGCAAAUCAACACCAGUCAAGUGUUCCGCCUUCUCAAGUAGAGAAAACUGAUGCACCCUUAGCUGAUGGAACUACGGAACCGAAAGAAGGCCCUGCAGCAAAGGUUGAAGUGCCCACUCCCAUGAGUCGAUUAAAGGCAAUUCUACGGGGAGAGGAGACUGUCAAACAGCAUAUGCAAUUCCUAAUAAAAAACAACCACACGGAUAUGCUAAUUCUUAAGGAAAUGAAAGACUGUGUUCGAACAGCAACGGCUCACAAUGCGACUUUGAUGGCAAAUGGUCUCAUGCAUCUCGGAACGACGUGCGAUGACUUCUUACGCGAUAACUUGGAUUGGAUAAGCAAAGCUACAAACUGGAAUAAGUUUAACGCAGUGGCUACACUAGGUCUUAUCCACAAGGGUCACGAGUCAGCAGCUAUGAAACUUUUGGAGCCGUACUUGCCCAAGUCCGAGGCCGAUCAGUUCGGAUUCAAGGAAGGUGGUUCAUUGUUCGCUCUUGGCCUCAUUCACGCAAAUCAUGGCACUGACGACUGCAUCAAGUAUCUACGCGAGCAACUUGCAGCUGCUCAAACAUCUGCGGUUCGUCACGGAGCGUGUCUCGGACUGGGUCUGGCUGCAAUGGGGACACAAAAUCAAGAUGUUUAUCUGCAACUUCGUGACGCAUUGUAUUUGGAUGAUGCCGUCUCUGGUGAAGCAGCCGGUUUAGCUAUGGGUCUUGUGAUGGUAGGAAGCCUGAAUUCGGCGGCAUUCCAGGAUAUGGUUCAGUACAUUUGUGAUACGCAGCAUGACAAGAUUCAACGUGGUUUACGAACAGGGAUCUCUCUUUUGGCAUAUGGUAGGCAAGACGAGGCUGAAUCUUAUAUAGCACAACUAGUAGAUGUGAAAUCAAAUGCCAUGUUGCGAUCAACUGGAGUAGCAAUGUUGUCAAUGGCAUACGUUGGAAGUGGACGCGCAAACAUUGUUUCUAGGUUGCUUGAGAAGGUGGCAACUGAUCCAAACAAUGAUGUGAAAAGAUUUUCGGUCAUGGGGAUAGGGUUUUUGUUGAGCAACAAUCCAUCUAUAUGCAAAGAUUAUGUUGGAAUGCUUGUUGAGCAUUUUAACAGCCAUGUACGAUAUGGGGCUGCAAUGGCACUUGGAAUUGCUUGUGCUGGCACUGGAUAUAAGGAAGCAGUUUCACUGCUUGAACCACUCCUUUCCGCCAAGGAGAACUAUGUAAGGCAAGGAGCUGUCAUUGCUCUUUCCUUCAUUUACGUACAACAGACUGACGUUAGUUGCCCAAAGGUUGGCGAAUUCCGCAAGCAACUAACUAAGAUGACCACUGAGAAAGGGGAGGACUCUAUGGCUAAAUUUGGAGCGAUCAUUGCGCAGGGGAUUCUUGAUGUUGGUGGGCGCAAUAUGACUAUUGCUCUGCACAAUCGGUCAGGCACAAUGGAUAUGGCUGGAGCCGUAGGAAUGAUGGUAUUCCAGCAGUUUUGGUAUUGGCAUUCAAUGGUUCCAUUCAUUUCUCUGGCUUGCAAGCCCACCUGCUUGAUCGCGCUAACGAAGGAUCUUCAGAUGCCGAAAAUUGAAUUCAAAUGUAAUGCCCGAGCAUCGCUGUUUGCAUAUCCGCCCCCGCUUGAAUCGAAGAAGAAGGAGGAACACGAAAAGGUGGAGACUGCAGUUUUGUCAAUUAGUCAUAAAAAGAAGGCAGCUAAAAAAGGAACAGAAGAAAGAAUGGAAAUUGAUGAAGAUUCACCAAAAAUAGCUAAAGAAGAAGAGAAGAAAACUGUGCCAGAUAGCGAAUCACCCACUCACAGCAUCUACAACCCUGCAAGGGUGGUUCGUCUUCAAUUAAAGACAGUGUCUAUGUUGGAAAACUCGAGGUAUAAGCCAGUGAAGUCAAUAACAUACGGUGGAAUCAUCAUGUUGCUUGACAGAACACCCGAUCAAAAGGCCGAAAUGGUUGCACAGGCUGUUGCUGGUGGAACCACCUUGGAUCCUGCUGCACCCGAGAAACAAGCACAUUCGUCUUUUGAAAUAGAUCUCAAGGAUUACUAG
Molecule: messenger RNA, 2898 nt
Organism: Necator americanus (New World hookworm)
Lineage: Eukaryota; Metazoa; Nematoda; Chromadorea; Rhabditida; Ancylostomatidae
Exons: 27
Coding region: 1-2898 (965 amino acids)
Biological process (GO): proteasome-mediated ubiquitin-dependent protein catabolic process; regulation of protein catabolic process
Cellular component (GO): nucleus; proteasome complex; proteasome regulatory particle, base subcomplex
Molecular function (GO): enzyme regulator activity
Source: RefSeq, a predicted model, not a curated record